Anneissia japonica is the source of this 4148-nucleotide messenger RNA. RefSeq lists its product as uncharacterized. Lineage: Eukaryota; Metazoa; Echinodermata; Crinoidea; Comatulida; Comatulidae. Bases 2192 to 3469 code for a protein of 425 amino acids. The record is from RefSeq and is a predicted model, not a curated record. The transcript has 3 exons.
ACAUAAAGUAAAUUUAACAUGCCACUGUCUGUGUCGAAGAACAGAAUGAUUUAAAAAACAAUGAAUAUGUUAGUAAAUGUUUUGGUAAUAUAACUUAAAAAUAGCGUCAAAUUCAUAUAUUUUUCUUAACGAGAUGAGCUAUUUCCUGUCAUGAAUUACUGUUGAAGUUAGAAACUAAUUUAAAAAUACUAAAAAGUGUGCCCCAAAUUACUUAGAUCAUCGUAAUUCUCACAUCCAUAAGACUAUUUAAUCUAAAUUUUAGACAAUUGAUCCAUCGUAUUUCCCUUAAUCUCUCAAACACACAUCCUAAUUAAUUAUUUUUUAAUUCUUCGAGAUUCCUAAUUUAAAAUAUACAAAAAAUAUAACAUGAAGACAGGGAUUUAAUAUGUAUUAAUCACUUAGUGAUAAUAACCCAUAACAUUUUGGUAAUGACGGAAGUUUAUUUUAUAGCCUAAAUUAGUCGAAAUAUGUAGUGGAUAUGAAUUAUCGUUAUCCACUUUUUGGGCUAUGUAUAUACUACCUAGAGAACAGUACUAUUCUAAUUAUUUAUUUACUUACUAACGAAUACUUAAUGUCAUCCCACGACACUACUCCGUGAUUGUGUGUGCCAUGCUAAUUUGUCGCCACUCAUGUCUGUCAAGCAUAAUAUAAACUUAUAAGAGGAUGGUUAUUGAUCAAAGGUAAACAAACAAGUUUCCAUGCAAACUGUGAUGGUGUGUGUGUGUGUGUAAGUUUAGAUUAUAUGAAUUGCUUGAUGUAUCUUUACUUACUAUGUUCAGAGACAUCACAUAUAUCCAUAAUUAUAAUUAUAUAGGCCUAUCUGAAAAUUUAAACCAAAAAUAACUGCUCCCUGAUUCUAGUAAGUAAUGUUGUAACCCUUCUGCUUCAUGCAGAUUUUCUUAAGACCUGUCAAAAACUUCGGAUAGAAGGCAUGUCCGUAGGUAAGGAAUUGUAAUGCAAUUAUAUGAAGUUCCGCUUACUAAAUUAAAUUAUGUAUGCUCUUGAGGGUUUUUUUUUUUACCGUAUUGUUCUUCUUUCACCAACGCGCGAAUCGAGUUAGAGACAUUUUGCAUCUAAUAUGUAACAGAAAUACGAUACACGUGUACAUCGAUUGUUCACUGAUAAUAGGCCUAUUAUUUGGAAUUUGUAUAAUUCAAGUAUAUUGAUUGCAUUCAAUAAGUUUUAUGUAAUUUAUUUAUUUAUCUAUAUAUCUCUAACCAAAAAAUUGAAACAAAUCUAGUCGGUAUAAUACAAAGGAAAGGAAACAAAUACAAAGUAUUAAUAAAAAAAAAAAAACAACUUACAAAUAACUACAUAAGAAAUCAGAAUUAUCAAUAUGUACAUUAUAACAUUAUUGGCUUGAUCUAAAUAAUUUCAUUUAAUUUACUGAUAAAAACAUUUUUUUUUCAAAACAUUAACUCUACUAAUAUGAACAUUAAACCAUUAAUUCUUUAACUAAAAGCAGGAACAUGAAGGCCAAAUUUAUAAUUUGAAUCACAAUCAAACAAAGAUUCAUUAAAAUAUCUUAAGAUACAAGAGCGUUACUGUCGAUCCAAUAUAAUGAAAAUGUACGCCUUUCUGGUAAUGUAUAAUCCAGAAUUAUUAUUAGUAUUAUUAUUAUUAUUAUUAUUAUUAUUAUUAUUAUUAUUAUUAUUAUUAUUAUUGUUAUUAUUAUUAUUAUUAUUAAUAUUAUUAUUAUUAUUAUUUCCAUACAAUUCCCAAGUGGAUGAAGACAAAUUCAUUAGUACAGGAUAAACUGUAUAAAAUAAAUGUGUACGUUGAUAAUUUUCUAUAUUUUAUGAUUCUUACAUCCAACGUUUUAAGUCGGGUUACUGUUAGAACCAGCAUAGGAUUAAACGGUAGCAGAGAAUAUACAGUUUUUGUAUAAAAUACUAUACCUGUUAAAGUUAAAUAGCAAAUGAUGAGCUACUUUUCGAUCCCUUUGAGUGGGAAUACUUUGAAUGGGAAUCAUUUUUGACUCCUUCAGCUGGGGCGGCAUUAUCUCAGUUGUUUGUUGAUAUUUGGAACACUAGUUCGAUUUCUAUAAGCCUAAGCUCACCAUUUUGUUUCGGCAAGUUUGUUUGUUCAGUUUACAUGAUAUAUCUUUUUCAAAACUGUUUUAGAUUCUAUAUUUUUACCUGCAACCAGAAUCGUUUCUGCUACCACCCCUGUAAUACCUACUUCUUACCUGAUGACAAGUCCAUCAGAUAUCAAUACAGGAGAACACAAACAAACACCGAUAUUACAGAUGGGAAAUAUUACAAAGUAUCCGAAUUCUAUAGUGCCAGCAAGUGACAGCUCUGACGAUGGGGUUAUUAACAAAACAACUGCCGGAGUUUCGGCGAUGAAUCUACCCAAAGACGUUCACCAGGAGGGUAAAGUGUACUCACUUGUUUUAGCGGAAAUAAUAUGUAUAUCGGUUGGACUGGUGCUACUCAUUGUUUCUAUACUUAUUAUAGCCUGCCUCACCAAGAAAAUUAAAAGACAAAAAGAGAAUUGCUGCACACCAGCCCAGUCCCGGAGGCGUUUGCUGUAUAAUGCCUAUGAGUGUAUUGAUGAGUUGAAAUCACAAAGUAUCGUCAACAAUGCAUAUUCCACGUAUUCGUUAAGUAGUAGCGUAGACAAAGAUGCUGUUUAUCAAGAUAUUCAGGACAUUAAAAGACGAGAUGAUAAGAGAGAUAAAAAACACGAUAGAAGUAGUAUAGCUUGUAUGCUCAAUGGACUAGAAUCUGUCGGGAAAAUUGUCACAGUUGCAAGAAGCAAAACAUGGAGCCAUAGUGAGGAUUUUAAGGAACGUACACUACCAAGAAAAAGUAGUUCUAUGGGAAAUGAAAGAAGACCAGAGAUGUUUGUACGGUAUCCAUUAUCAAACAAAGCGCCACCACGAAUAGAGUUCAGGUGUAAGGUGCCUCGUACACCUCCCCCACCUGUUCCAUGCCUUCCACCACCAGACCACGCUAAGACUUUCCAUGUUCGAGAAUACUGCAGCGCACCGGAAUUACCACGUCCACGUCCUCAUAGUGAUUUUAACGUCCUCAAUGAAGCUGGUUCGAAACGAAACGUUCGCCAUACUGUUUUUUUACAACCGGCUAAUACAUAUGUUCAAAAGACUCAAGGUUUGCCGAUAGUGCGUAUGUCCAAUUUGUCAGACAAUCUGGGCUACAGUGACGCGAUUUAUGCCGAGCCAAAGGACACACUACUUGAGAACGAAGCCAAAACCUCCCUUACGAAAUCAAAGGAUUCGGCGUUUGAUUACGACAGUGAUGCAGAGGACGAGACAAUCUGGGAAGACAAUCCGAUUUACGAGGACUCUGAUUCGUUAUCAGAUACUGAUUAUACAACUUCUACGCUUGACUAUUCCGAAAGCAACGUUAUGUUUCGAAUUGGUUGUUUUGGAGACUAUGAUGACAUGGGAAACGAAUUUAUACGAAAAACGCAUAUAUAUUCUGAAAUACCAGAAAUUAAAUAAAAAAUAUUUAAAAAUUAUAAACUUUACGAACGACUUUAAGAAUAUUCAUGCCGAAGAGCUGAAUACAUUCCCGUUUAAUGAACAUUUCAUGAAAUUAAGAUCAGACCAAAUAUCUGACGAUCUUCAAGACUUUUUAGUGUAAACAUUAGUUGGGAAAAGUACGAUAUGACGAAUGAUAAAUUGUUAUUGUUCUGAUUUGUUAAUAUUUCGAUGGUGAUUAAGGAAUCGUUGAGAAAUUCGAAAACAAUUGGGGAUGUGGAGCAGUAGUUUGGACUAUGUAAUUUAAAGAAAUUGUUGAUUGUGCUCUGAUUGAAAAAAUACGUAUUAUUGAUGGAGGCUUUGCUUUUGAAACAGGCCAAGGUUUUCAGCCAUGAGACAAAUGUAGUUAUACCUUAUGCAUGGUCUGUAUUGUCCGAUUCCCCUGACGAGCCUGAACUCCCCUUAUUUUUGGUGAGACACGUGUGUAUUCCUGACCCCGCAUAUAUUCUUAGUCAGUUGUUAAGUUUGAUUGACACUCCGAAAAGGUUCAUUAGCACAUGCAUACGGUAUAUAAUACCGCUCUUAAAUUAUUUACACGCGGCGCCCUUCAACUGUAGGGAAUUAAAAAUUAAAACACGUUUAAAGUAAUUUGCAAAACUUUGAAAUAUUCCAAUCUGUGUUUGAUCAAAAGCUGGUCACU